Oldenlandia corymbosa var. corymbosa is the source of this 3479-nucleotide messenger RNA. NCBI's taxonomy places the organism in Eukaryota, Viridiplantae, Streptophyta, Magnoliopsida, Gentianales, Rubiaceae. The record is from the annotation of a GenBank genome assembly.
GUUUAUUUUUCCUUUUUGUUUUCAUAUACGUAGCAGGGGUAAAAGAAGAACAAAAUGAGUAAAAGUCUGAAAACACACUUUUUCGAAGUCAGAAGAACAAAACAACAAAGUUAAAUUCAUUUCCCCACUGAAAGAAACCUUUUUCCCCCCCUUUUUUGAGAUAUGUCGUCAAAACUGCGAAAAAUACCUUAAAAAAAGUCCAUUCCACGUGCCCAUGGCUGUCUCUCCUUCCCCCUUCUUCCUCCCUAUUUAUUCACCUUCACAGAUAGCAACAUUUUGCUGUCCCAAACUAACACCCAAAUUUAGAGAGAGGGCAAAUUAAAAGGGAAGAAGAAGAAGAAGAAGAAGAAGCAUUUGCAAUUUGCAUUGUACAGAAGAAACAGAAAGGAAAGAAUUCAGUGAUUUUGAGCUAUACUCGUAUCAGAGAAGUUCUGCAAAGAAAUUUUCAUUUUUCUCAAUUUAAUUCGGGAUAUCGAGUUUGGGGCAAUCUUCCUCGUUACCCCACCAAAUAUUUCGCCAAGUCUUCCGAGUUUCUUGUUUCAUUGAGGUACAGCCCUUUUCAAUUUUUCUUUGUUUUUACAAAAAAGAAGCCUUUUUUACACGUUUAUGACACGUGGUUUCGUUUUAUCAAGUACAAGAUGGUGUCCUUUUGUUUUUGUGUUUCUCUGAGAAUUUUUUUUUUAAUGCAAUAUGGUACGCGGGUUUCUUGUUCUUUCUGCCAGAAAAUUUAUAUUACACCCUUGCGUGUUUUAUGCUUUUUUGGUUUUGUUUGGGAAAUAGGAUUUGUGUCAUUUCUCUGUUUUGAAGUUCUAUUCGGCUGUCUUUGUUUGAAAGAUGCAAUCUUUAUAUGAAAAAAUAGCGUUUUAAUGGAAUGGGUCAGAAUCAGAGAGCUGAGAAACUGAUGCCAUUGGGCUGCAAAUGGCAAAGUUUCUUAUGAUUUUUCUUUUAAUUGAUUGAAACCCCUUACAGAGUUUGCUCAAAUGAUGAUAACAUAUGCAAAUCAAAUUUUUGAUUAAUGUUAUCAGCUGGUUUUUGAGUGCAUCUCUUUGACCAAUUCCAGUGAAGGAAAAUGGUUAGGAAUAUACUUGGUAUGUUGAUGUUGAUGUUGAUGAUGUUUUUUCCCCACUUUUAAAGGUUGUCCAAAUUGCAAAAUGCUGUUUAAUUUACCAAAAAUCAUUGAUUUUUUUGUUGAUUGACAGCCUAUUAAAUGACUAAUUUAUCAUCUGAACUGUUUUCAUCAGUUUUCAGAUACAUAUCUUCUGUGAAUUUGUUCCCUUUUUGUUUCUGAUAUACUGAUGAUGGUCUGGUUGAUGGAUUUUCCUCACAGGAAUCCAGAAAGUGGUUCAGAGUUUGUCUGAAAUUGCAUGGGUGUAUCAUUUUCUUGUCCAUUGGGUGCUUACUGUGAUCUGGAUAAUGGGUUUGAAUCUGCCCUUGUGAAAUCCAUUGUCUUCUCUGGUGAUCAUAAUGAUUGUGAGGAGAAGAACGCGUACCUGCAGAAUCUUGAAUCCAAUGAGAAGUUCCCCUUGAUUGAUUCUGAAAGUGAGGAGAAUAUGGGCGGAACUGAGAGCAGAGUCAUUAGUAAUAAUAGCACUCCAGGCCUUACACAAGAUAUGAUGGCCAUUGUCGAAGUGCCAGCACUGCCAUCGUUGAACAACUGUUCAAGUCCUAAGCAUGAAGCUGCUGUCAAGUUGCAGAAAGUGUACAAAAGCUUCAGGACUAGAAGAAAGUUGGCUGAUUGUGCUGUUCUCAUUGAGCAGAGUUGGUGGAAGUUGCUAGACUUUGCGGAACUUAAGCAUAGUUCGAUAUCAUUCUUUGAUCUUGAUAAACAUGAGACCGCCAUUUCAAGGUGGUCAAGAGCUAGGACGAGGGCUGCCAAGGUGGGGAAAGGACUAUCGAAAAAUGCAAAGGCGCAGAAACUCGCAUUACAACAUUGGCUCGAGGCGAUUGACCCACGACAUCGUUAUGGACACAACCUACAUUUCUAUUACAUGAAAUGGCUGCAUUCUCAAAGCAAAGAGCCUUUCUUUUAUUGGCUUGACAUAGGAGAAGGGAGGGAGGUUAACCUUGUUGACAAAUGUCCUCGAUGCAAACUCCAGCAGCAAUGUAUCAAGUAUCUUGGGCCGAUUGAAAGAAAGGCUUAUGAAGUUGCAGUGGAAGAUGGAAAACUCUUAUAUCAGCAGACACAGGAGCUUCUUGACACGAGUGCAGAACCGAAAGCUAAGUGGAUUUUUGUUCUCAGCACAACUCGGACAAUGUAUGUAGGCAAGAAAAAGAAGGGAACGUUUCAACAUUCGAGUUUCCUUGCUGGUGGUGCCACAUUAGCUGCCGGAAGGCUAGUUGUUGAGAAAGGAAUUUUAAAGGCUGUCUGGCCUCACAGUGGUCAUUACAGACCCACACCCGAAAAUUUUCAGGACUUCAUUUCAUUUCUGAAGGAAAAUAAUGUUGAUCUCAGUAAUGUUAAGCUUGACUCUGUCGAUGAAGAAGAAUCGACACUAGGAAGGGCAAGCAGUGGACACAUGAGGAGUAACUCCUCUGAAGAGGAUUUGGCUGAAAAUUUGUCAGCCUCCUUAGAAGAAGUGGAAGAGGAAAAUGAUGUAACAGAUUCAUCGUCUGAGUCCAUCAAAAGGGGGGAUAGUUCUGCAGCCGAAGAUGCAGAAGAGUUGCCUAAUUCUAAGUCGGUUCGGGUGUUUGCUAGCAAAUUGACAAGCCUGGAGAUUCCAAACAAUGAUGGUUUGUUACAGUCGUUGAAGUCGUCCCAAACGGAAUCCAACAGCACCCCGCCUGAUUCGCCAUCAGAUGGAUAUGAAACAGCUGAAGAAGAAACAACAACGAGGCCUCCUAAUACGCCUGUUUCGUCCUCCCUGGAUGCGAUCGAAGAAGUAGAGGAAAACGCCUCGGAAGAGUCCAUCCUGAAAAGGAUCAAUUCGCACAGUAAAGGGAGUAAAUCAGUUCAGUUAGGGGAGAAGCUGUCAUGCAAAUGGAGUACUGGAGCAGGACCAAGGAUCGGGUAUUUACGGGAUUACCCGACGGAGCUCCAAUCCCAUGCACUGGAAGAAGCGAAUCUGUCUCCCAGAAGCAGUGGUAAUAGCAAUAGUUUGUUGCUACAGAGGUUCAGUCACAUUAGCAAGGCUCAUUGUCCGUCACCAUUGUCUCCAAGAAGGCAGUAUAGGGAUAGGAAUUAGAAGAAUUAAUCCUUCUUAUUAUUUUUUAAUUCAUUUUCAAAUUUAUUGGGGGGCUUGUGAAUACAAGAAAUGACCUAGCUAGGCAUUCUUUGUCAUUUUUUUUAUUUUUUUUUUACUUUUCUUGGGUUGUAAUUUAUCUGAACUCUGAUGCACACAAUUUUGAUGAUAGAGUGUGCAUCAGAGGAUGAAGGUUGUACAUUACCACCAUCAUUCUUUAUAUUUUUGGAAAAUGGCAAAAAGGAAAAAAGCAAUUCUUUUAUAAUACAAUGUGAAAUCGUGAAUGAAGUCUGUAGUUGC